Microcebus murinus (gray mouse lemur) is the source of this 1710-nucleotide messenger RNA. RefSeq names its product kinetochore localized astrin (SPAG5) binding protein (gene KNSTRN). Gene Ontology annotation, biological process: spindle organization; regulation of attachment of spindle microtubules to kinetochore; mitotic sister chromatid segregation. The record is from RefSeq and is a predicted model, not a curated record. Lineage: Eukaryota; Metazoa; Chordata; Mammalia; Primates; Cheirogaleidae. Gene Ontology annotation, cellular component: microtubule plus-end; kinetochore; centriolar satellite.
CCAGGUGCUCAUUAGCUCCCCUGAAGCCUGCGCAUGUACCACCCCCUGCCCCGCCCAGAUCUGGGGGCUCGGAGGCCCUUCAGUAGCGAGCGCAUGCUCUCGCCCCGGCGCGCGCCUUCCGUGCAGCAUGGCUGCUCCCGAGGCCACGGCCCAGGGCGGAGUCUUCCGUACAGCAGGGCUGCCUACAGAGCGCGAACCGCAACCGCUUCCGCCCAGAUACCGGAAGUUUCUGUUUGAAACGGAGGCGGCAGACCCGGUCGGCGGCGCGGCGGUUGAAGCUGAGCAUCUUCUGAACAGGAGCGACCAGGACUGGGGGCAGGAGCGGCAGGCGCCUGGGUUCGGCUCUCCUGCGGCGAGGGACUGGGCUGGAUGUGGGGAGCAGACAGGGGUCCAGCCGUGCCGCCUCGUCACGAUGACCAGUGUGGUUAAGACCGUGUACAGCCUGCAGCCCUCGUCUGUGCCGAGCGGCGGCCUGCCCACAGACACACAAACUCGAGCCACUUCUAAGAGUCUAUUACCUGUUAGGUCCAAAGAAGUCGAUGUUCCCAGACAUCUUCAUUCAGCAGGUUCAGAGACUGAUGUUAUGAAAAUCACCAAGCUGAAACGAGAGAAUGGGCAGAUGAAAGUUGGAGACAACGCCACCAGGAAGAAUGCCAAAAAGGGCUAUAAACCACCAACUAAGCAAAAAUCAGAGGAAGAGCUCAAGGAUAAGAACCAGCUCUUAGAGGCUGUCAACAAGCAGUUGCACCAGAAGUUGACUGAAACUCAGGGAGAGCUGAAGGACCUGACCCAGAAGGUGGAGCUGCUGGAAAAGUUUCAGGACAACUGUUUGGCAAUUCUGGAGAGCAAAGGCCUGAACCCAGGCAGUGAGACCUUGACUUCACGGCAAGAAUCCACGACAGAUCACACGGACUCUAUGUUGCUUUUAGAAACUUUGCAAGAUGAGCUGAAGCUUUUUAAUGAAACAGCCAAAAAGCAGAUGGAGGAGUUACAGGCCUUAAAGGUAAAGUUGAAGAUGAAAGAAGAAGAAAGGCUCCAAUUCCUAGAACAGCAAACCUUAUGUAACAGUCAAGUAAAUGAUUUUACAACAGUCAUUGAGGAAAUGGAGCAGCUAUUGGAAAUGUAAUAAAAAGCAAGUGGCCAGAUGGCUCCCUCUUGGGGAUAAACUCUCAGAGGAAGCCACUUAGGACUUCUUCUUGGCCAGGAUCUUCUGGGACUUACCACCUCCAGAAUGAAAACAAUUUCUGCAGUAGGAUUAAGGACAGUUUAUGCUGGAAUGGCAGUUCUUCCUUUAAGCAGGUUUUCCCAACCUUCAGGUUUAUCAGCCCUCCUGAGCCACAUGUUGAUAAUUGGGGCCUACAAGAGUGCCACCUGGAAUCUUGGAUUGACCUCCUGGGCAACCACUUGAUGCUAGCACACCAUUAGAAAUGGGGGGCUAAACCAGUCACAGCCAGAGCAUCUAAAAUGUCACAUUGCAAUUUUAGGGAAGAAAUCUUAAUUACAAGUGCUUUAUGGGAGACAUCAUUAAGGAGCUAUGUUGUCCACUUUUAACUUGGAGCACUUUCUGUCCCAUUCUGGUUGUGCUUCUGUACCUCAUUAAUUUAUGGACUUAAAGUUGCUUGAAAUGUUUUUGGCUUAAUAAAUGGGGUAGAGGUAUAGAUAGUAAUAACAUGUACUUGAAAUAAUACACCUUAGAGCUUUUUAAUGUAA